Molecule: messenger RNA, 497 nt
Organism: Daphnia carinata
Lineage: Eukaryota; Metazoa; Arthropoda; Branchiopoda; Diplostraca; Daphniidae
Exons: 2
Coding region: 37-450 (137 amino acids)
Source: RefSeq, a predicted model, not a curated record
AGUCCAGAACAACUCAGUAUCUUGCACCAUUCGGAAAUGGCCAAAAUCAUCUCGAGUAUUCUUGUCCUACUUACCUAUUCCGCGAUCGGCUUAAGAACGGCACCGAUGUAUCAGCACAUUGGAAUAGCACUGAAUCCCGCAACGUAUCCGGUUGCGCCUAGUGAUGAGGGUUACAUUACCGAUCCUUCUAUAAUCAGUUCUCAGUUUGCUGCCUUAAAUUUAAUUAAACAGCAAAACAUUUAUUGUGUCCUUAAUUUCCCCGUUUGCCUUAUAUCGACAAACACAUCUCGUAUUAUGGAAUGGCCCUUCCACCAGCAGAUUCACAUUAUCGGAACUCCAUACACUUUCAAUCACAUUGUUCCCACCGUGCCCACUAUGUUACUUCCCACUUCGAAUGUUGGUUUAUUUAAACUUCCUGGUUUUAUUGAGAGGGCAGAUACCUCUUUGUGAGAUACUGACUUUACAAGAUGUGUUGGACGUAUACGAAGCUCAUUUGU